AAGAGACCAAGACGCUACUUUAGCAAAGCCUUCAUCAAUAACAUAUUCCCCACCACCAGCGUCAGCAGACGCAGACCCAGGCGAGGAAGAAGAAGAUGUAGAUGGCGUCAAGCCCUUCACUUUGUUGCAGACGAUUCUGGUAGGACAGAUCUGUUCUUUGAUGCUGUCUGGAACAAAUAUCACGGCAGACUCUCUCUUUCAGGAUAAAGUGGAACUUCCAGUAUUCUUAAACCUCCUGAACUAUCUCCUGCUGUUCGUGGUCUACGGCAGUUUCUAUCUUUGGAAAUCGCACAAGAUGGCUCCUGUGACGAGACCACCGGAUGUUGGCGCAGUUAGAAGUGGUGGGCAUGUUGACGCAGAGCAGGGCUCAACUACACCAACACGUACCACACCUCUGCUCCAUCCCAGACAAGAUCAUGCUGAUGUAGAGGAUUCGACACGAAUACCUCUGCUUGACAAACACAACGAUAUUAAUGGAGGUGAAGUAGACGUCGUGGAAAUACUAGGUCCUGCAAUUGCAGAGGCAAAUUGUUCUACUUCUUCUGCGGCGGCGGCAGACCACUGCUGCACCCAAAUUUGUUGUAGCAAGGGUGGAGAUGCUGCAAAAUCUUCAAAAGAAC
This is a messenger RNA of Amoebophrya sp. A25, 620 nucleotides long. The record is from the annotation of a GenBank genome assembly. NCBI's taxonomy places the organism in Eukaryota, Dinophyceae, Syndiniales, Amoebophryaceae.